Messenger RNA from Neurospora hispaniola, 695 nucleotides. RefSeq lists its product as uncharacterized. The record is from RefSeq and is a predicted model, not a curated record. The coding region runs from base 286 to 666 and encodes 126 amino acids. NCBI's taxonomy places the organism in Eukaryota, Fungi, Ascomycota, Sordariomycetes, Sordariales, Sordariaceae. The transcript has a single exon.
GGUGCUUCCGAGUGAGGCGCCAGAAAACCUCGGGGUAGGUAUAAAACUAUCCUCCAUCUGCUCCGAAUUCCGUCGGACUUUCUCAUCACACACACCGACAAACGCCAUCACCACGAGCUAGCUACCUACAGAUAAGGUACCUAGCUUCACACUCUCAGAACAAAGCCAGGCAACCUACUUACCAAUCAUCUUUUUUCUCUCCUCCCAACUGCAAACGAGCAAUCACAACCCAACCAACCAACCAUUUAACCAAAAAAAAAAGAAAGACCAAAAAGAAAACCCAAAAUGAAACUCACCACCAUUCUCCUCACCCUCGGCAUCACCGCCGCCGCCCCAUCCACCGUCCUCGCCGCCCCCGCCCCGGAGUACAACUACUACCAACAAGCCAACACCCCGGACAUCGUCGAUAUGUUCGUCAACGCCAACUACUACGGAAACAAGUACACGGGCUCCGCGUACGAAGGGCAAUGCGUCAACCUGCCGCCCAACUUCAACGACAACCUCAGCAGCGGCCGCGCCCGGCCCGGGUACCAUUGCACGGUGUGGCCUGAUGCCAAUUGCCGGACCAACAAGUGGAACUUUACCUUUGAUGAUCGGGGGUCCGGCGCGAGGUUCCCGGAUUGGAUCAAUGAUCGGGCUAGUAGUUGGCGGUGUGUUAGGUAUUAGGUGCCAACUACCUAAGAAUGGGGAGGGGG